Molecule: messenger RNA, 1107 nt
Organism: Arabidopsis thaliana (thale cress)
Lineage: Eukaryota; Viridiplantae; Streptophyta; Magnoliopsida; Brassicales; Brassicaceae
Exons: 1
Coding region: 304-903 (199 amino acids)
Source: RefSeq, marked reviewed
UCAAUUGUUUUGUAUUAUUUGAUUAUGCUUAUAAGAUAUUAACGUAAUAGAUGGUUCUUACACUUUUUGCAUAGUAAAGCAAAGCAAACUUGAAUAAUUAAAUUCUACUAUUCUAGUAUCCCACGGCAAAGUGACGUCAUCUUCUUACCCCAAAGCACACUUCACUACGUGUCCGAAUAAUGGUAAAGUUGGUCGCCUAUAUAAUUCUCUGCCCCACGAAAAUUUAUUAUAUAGAGAAAAACUUUCAAGAUAACACAAAACCUUUCUCUCCCUAUUUGUUGAAGAAGAAGAAAAAAAAAGAAAAUGAUGGAUUCUCUAGCUAAAUGCUUCAACAGGCUUCAAGAAAGGUACGACAACGUUCUAGAAGCAAAACCUAUCUACAGAGACGACUUAGACAUAACGUUGCCUCUGAACGAAUCAAAGGAGGUUUCAGUAGAAUCGACCAAAAAGUCUCGGUGCUUGCAGAGAGCCAAGAGGAUUGACAAAUCGCUGAGGUUUGAAGAAGGCGAAGAGGAAGAAGAUGAACAGAAUAAAAAGCCUCUGGCUAAGCCACGUAAGGUUGUGAGGUUUCAGUUAGAGAAUAAUAAGAUCUUCGAGCCAAAGAAGACGGUGAGUUUUGAUGAUGAUCACGAACUCAAACCAAAGGAGAAUCCUCUGGAAGAAAAAGAGAGUUUGAAAAUGGUUGAAGGGAAGGAAGAGGUCGUGAGGGUUAAGAUCAAGAUGACAAAGCAUGAAGCUCAACGGUUGUUGUCGAAAUGCAAAAACGACAGCGUUUUAAAGUUGGAGCAUCUUAUGGACCAGAUCGCACACGUCCCUGUUCAUCAGCUUCAAGUCGCUAUGGUGAUGGUUGGUUGUAAUAAUGAGCGACAAGGAAAUGGCUGCUGGUUAUCCCAGCUGGAAUAAGUUAAUCUUGAGUUUUUCUAUCAAAUUUUGUAGUUUUAGAGUAGAAACUAUAUAAAUUUACGUUUGUAUAUAUAUUUUGUAACAGAUUAAUAGAAGUAACAUGAUUUUGUGGAAUUUUUUUUGUUGUCGUCUCAUAAAUAGUAAUGUUUCAAAAUUUUGACAUUAGUAUAUUCCAAGGCCAAAAAAAGGAAAGUCAGAAACAAA